CUUCUGUGUGGGGCGUUCAGUUCGGCAGCGUCGCGCCUCUCUCUCGCCUGCAGCUCCGCGGAACGGACGGACUUCUCCGGCUUCACCGACACCGACAAACCCGCUCGGUUCCUCCACGACUCCUCUGUGCAAAGGGGACGAACGUCCAGAGUCUGGGAUACAUUUCGAGUUUUUUUUAGUUGUUGUUGUUGUUUGUCUGGUUCUCAUUCGACGCUGGUUAUUCGUCUGCGUUGGACGGAUUCAACUUACACGCACCCGCAGACAUUUUGUUAUUUCCGAGAAGUGCAGCGCGUCUUUUUCUCUCCCACUUCGACCGAAGAGCUCCGACGGGGCCGGCGCGACACGACGGGCGAGACCACGACCAGCGCCGCCGGACGCCGCGUGUCUCUCUCCCCCCCCCCCUGCGCGGUUAGCUCGCGUCGCUGCCGCCGCCGCUGCGUCGAGGGCGGAAGGCUCGCGGACGGCGAUGAAUCAUCUCGACGGACGGCGUCUGGGGAGUCGGCGCUAGAGGAGCCAGCGAGGAGCCGCGGGCGGUUGACUGCUCACGGCGACGAGCGGGGGGGUCGGGAGCGGGCAGCCCGCAGCCAGGCGACGCGCACACUCUCUCCGGCCCGCGUUAACAAAGUGCGCCACUCGCGUCCGGCUGAACGUCGCCGUCGUCUGCAUUAGUAGUUGUUGUUGUUCCGCUCGUCGGGCGGACGGGGGCUCGCUAGCUCGUCGGGCUAACGCCGGACAGCGCCUGUUCGAGGCUACCCGUGGACAAAGGAGCGACGCGGGGACACACGGCGGGUCGUGUUCGGGAAGGAGAGCAACACACACGGAACUGACAUGAUGUUUCCACAAUCAAGACACUCAGCUUCCUCGCAGCAGCUGAAAUUCACAACCUCUGACUCCUGUGACAGGAUCAAGGAUGAGUUCCAGUUCCUCCAAGCACAAUACCACAGUUUGAAGCUCGAGUGUGACAAGUUGGCCAGUGAGAAGUCAGAGAUGCAGCGCCAUUAUAUCAUGUACUAUGAGAUGUCCUACGGGCUCAACAUUGAGAUGCACAAACAGGCUGAGAUAGUGAAGAGAUUGAAUGGGAUCUGCGCACAAGUCCUGCCCUACCUGUCUCAGGAGCACCAGCAGCAGGUUCUGGCAGCCAUAGAGAGGGCCAAGCAGGUCACCCCUCCAGAGAUGAACUCCAUCAUAAGGCAGCAGCUCCAGGCUCACCAGCUGUCUCAGCUCCAGGGUCUGGCCCUGCCCAUGACCCCCCUGCCUCUGGGCCUGAGCCAGCCGACCCUCCCCGCUGUCACCACCUCCUCCGGUCUCUUCUCCCUCUCCUCCCUGCUGGCCUCCCAAGCCCAGUUGGCCAAGGAGGAGAAGGCGUCACGCGAAGGAGUCGACAGCCACCGCGAGGAGGACGGAGACAAGUCUGAUUAGAUGGUUUCCCCAUUCAGCUCUGUUUUUAUCCAGAGACCUGAAUCCUGAGAUCCAAGCCCCCUUGGGCUACAGUCGCUCUCCUGGUCUCCCUCUAUCUGACAUUAGCUAACGUUGGCUUUAAUCCUAUCACCAUUUACCAUACCUGCUUCAGUGUCUCUCCCUCUCGCUUUUCUUCAAAAACUCGCUUUUUAUAUAUAUAUAUAUAUAUAUAUAUAUAUAUAUAUAUACACACAUAUAUGAUUAAACUUAGUUUCUGUGUACAAUUCUCUUAAAUCAGGACUGCUUUCUAUUUCUGUUGCUUCCUGCCGUCCUGUUGCUCUGUCAUGUUUAGUUUCAGGUUUGUUUUCCUCCAUGCCUCUCUUCCUGUCUCUCUCCCCCAUCUCUUGCCUCUGUUCUAAGGGGGGCUUCGACAGGACUGUUAGACAGGACUGAUCUGUGAGACUGAACACACAGUCUUGCACUUGUCAAAACAGGCUAAAUGUUAAACAAAGGGGUUCUUUGGCAAGCUGUAAAAGUUGUCGCGCACAUCACAGGAUUCCCCUACAAACUCACUCUCCUGAGAUAAGGUCUCUCAGAGUUCAGAAGUGUUGAUUUCCUUCUCUCUUUUUUUGGUAGUUCAGAUUGCAUGCAUUCAUUCAAAGCUAAAAUUGGCGGUGAGUUUAAAUGGUGGAUUGUUUGAAUAUCACCCUAAUGCCGGAGUUAAGAGAGAAAAAUACCCCUGCUGUUUUGUUUUCUAUAGCUACACUCACAUUAUAACCAAAAACUGCUGCCUUUGGAGCACAAUUGUUAUAAUAAGAGACCUCCAGACCCACUACAGAAUUUGUGUAUAAUCCUAAAUUUAUAAGGAGAAAGGAAAAGCACCUCGCCUGACCCUGCGAGCUACGUCAGAUAAAUCCACCCAGCACCGUAAAAGGCCACUUUUUUUUUCUUUUUUAAAACCAGACUUUAAACAGAGCUGAGGUACCAACAACAACAAAACAGAAAACAGAGAAGCCAUCUGACUCGUGCACCCUCCCUCCACCUUUUUCAUCUUUAAUGUGCACUAAUAUUAGAGCAGAGGCUGCGGAGAGGGAGAACGUGCAUGUUGUGUGUUUGACAGCAGAGGGCAGCGUGUGUCUUUGAAGAACCGCCCUCGACGGGUUCAGGCUUGAGCAAAACAAACCGAGGACAGGACGGGGUAGAAGCCGUGUCACUGGGAAAUGGUUUAUUUAUCCACAGUGAGUGUACAAACUUAAUAUACAGAGACUAGACUCUGCAUGCUGUCGGUCCCGGUCUCUAUCAUGAUCCAGUUCUUGAGGAGAAGUCUUUGGUCUUUUUAUUUCUCUGUCCCCACACUCAGAUGGAGAGUGUUUCCCUCUGUAAAUUCAAAUUCGUACGUUUUGAUUCACUGCGAACACACAGGUCUGCCACGUGUUUGACUCGCACGUCAUUAUACAGGUGAUUUAACAUCUUAAUAUGACAACACUGAGUGGGGAAUCUGCAGGAUCCAACUUAUUUACGUCAAUAUGGAUCAGACAGAAGAAGCAGUGAAAUCUCCUGCUUCUCUGAUUAGUCAAACCUCCCCCCGGCCCUACAAGCCUUGCUCACCUGCCUCCAUGUUUUCCGUGACUCACUUACUCCGUCUGAUUAGACCUGUCGUCGGCGGGGAGUUGGUUGAAGUCUCUGCACGUAACCGCUGCCAUUUUAUUUCAGUAUCAUGACUCUGUAAACUUAACGGUUCCCUCGGUGGCUAAAACACAGACCAGACAGUAGGUUUAGUGUUCGUCACAGAGACGCUGCCGGUCCACAAAGAUGAUCCGAGUCCCUGCGAGUCGAGUGGAGACCUGAUUGUGUGAUUGUUGAUUUCAAGACAGCCUGUGCAUGAAGUUAUGUUUUAUACAAACACAGACACACACUUUGUUAGCCUCCCCUUUCUGUUUUAAUGGCUUCUCAGUGUGACUGAAUAUGAGUGAGUUUGAUUGUGAAAUAAAAAAAAUGAUUUCUGGAUUAAAGAAGAAGCACAUUUUAUUGUUGUAGUCGAGACAUUUGCUCACAAAUUGUCGAGUUUGAUAAUUUGGCGGUGGAAAUUCAGGAAUUAAAAAAAGUACAGUUUCAUAAAAAAGGGGGGGAAUUCAGAAUGAAACCUUUUGUCUGAAAGUUUUGACGGUCGGGGAUAUUUUGCGACGCCCACGUCGUACUUAUGUGAACACGGUGUGUGUAUCAACAGUUGUGCGGGUUUCGUCGUCUGUGAUGAAAACUGCAGAGAUGAAAUGCAUCGCUGUUCUUACUACAAACGUCAACAUGCUACUCUGCUUGUGAAUUAAGCUUGCGGCGCAUCAUCCUCCCAUCUAGCCACAUACUGUAUGUAUCCAGCUACAUACUGUACUUGUAGUGAUAUGCAGAGCAUGUAGAUGAAGUGACAAACACAAGUGCAUGUCUGCAGGGGAACUGAAAUUGAUUCCUUUCUAGUGGAGACAUUAUUUUUUUUUUUGAAAGAAUGUUGUUCCAGAUUUUCUGCGAUCAAUGCACUUGUUUCAUUUGUUCUUUCUUUUUUUAUCUUUGUUUUUAAAUAUUAAUCGAUAUGAACUAGAAACCAGAAUUACAAAGCUGACGCUAUAAACAUACAAAUGAAAAAUCUAUGUAUUUGUUAAAGUAGUUGGGGGUGUUGGCCUCUGUAUACAGUUAUACAUAGAAAGCUUUAUGUGUAUAUGGCUGCAUCUUCUCUUGUCUGUCCUGGAUGAUUCUUGUGCUAUUGUGUUACAAAACUGACGUGACACCAGGGGGAAACUGCAGUACGUUGACCUUUCGCCCUUUGACUCCUCUCCUCCUCUCUGACCCUGCCCCCCCUCCUAAUCCACCGCCCCACCUCAUCCCUUUUACUCCCGCGCCACAUCCCACCCUCCCAACUUUUUGCCCCCAUAGCGUGAAGCAUUGUAAGCGUUUUGAGCUUUGUAAAGGUCUUUUUUAAAUACUUAUUUUGUGUAUAAUGUAAAACCUGAAAGUGUGUACUUUGGCAAAAAAAAAAAAAAAUGUUUUGUGUCUGAAACCAUAGCUUCAUUUAAACAAAUAAACAACAAACUACAAAAAAAGAAACUGUAAAAAAAAUUACAACAAACAUUUACUAUAAAUAAUAUGAAAUGUUCUGCAGUAAAGAAGGACUUCUUGUGCCUUACAAAUAAAGUCAAUCAAAUCAGAA
Messenger RNA from Scophthalmus maximus (turbot), 4594 nucleotides. It is a transcript of the gene tle5, whose product is annotated as TLE family member 5, transcriptional modulator. The coding region runs from base 829 to 1419 and encodes 196 amino acids. The record is from RefSeq and is a predicted model, not a curated record. Gene Ontology annotation, cellular component: nucleus; transcription regulator complex. The transcript has 7 exons. Gene Ontology annotation, biological process: regulation of DNA-templated transcription; negative regulation of canonical Wnt signaling pathway. NCBI's taxonomy places the organism in Eukaryota, Metazoa, Chordata, Actinopteri, Pleuronectiformes, Scophthalmidae. Gene Ontology annotation, molecular function: protein binding; transcription corepressor activity.